Messenger RNA from Ricinus communis (castor bean), 1887 nucleotides. RefSeq names its product UPF0415 protein C7orf25 homolog. NCBI's taxonomy places the organism in Eukaryota, Viridiplantae, Streptophyta, Magnoliopsida, Malpighiales, Euphorbiaceae. The transcript is spliced from 4 exons. The coding region runs from base 165 to 1442 and encodes 425 amino acids. The record is from RefSeq and is a predicted model, not a curated record.
CUUUAGAUAUGCGAGUAAUAUGGCAAUUGCCAUUUCUACGCCGAACAGUUCAAAGUGAUCUGAGUAUUGGUGCAUAUUUGCCCUUUUGAAAAGAAAAAAAAAAAAGAAUUCUAACUAUAGGCCUUUGAGGCCUUCUAGUUCAAUUUUGGCUAGUAGAGAUAUUGAUGGAGAAGAAGGACAUAUUAAUGGAAGAAAGAGUAGAAAUAGCAGUGAAGAGAUGCGAAAGAGUCAUUGACAGAAUACACAGAUUACCUCUGCACACCUCCAUCAACCACUCAUGUACCCGCACUCUCCUCAAGUUAGCUCACUCUGAGCUCGCUUUCCUCUCUCGCACGUGUCCUCAACCUUCACUUCCACUCAGUGUCAAUAUUGGCCACCUUGAAGCUGUGAUUCACCUUCUGGAACACCCAUUUGUGAGUGGAGUUUCACGCGUUUGCAAGUCAAUAAAAACAACCCAUUCUUCGAAAACUAUUCAUGUUGAUGUUGUUUGUAUUUUUAAUAAAAACCCAGUUUGGAUAAUUGUAUCUGAUAGAAAUCCUAAGUAUAUUUCCUGGCAUGAUUGCUUCAAAUUGAGAAUUGAAAGACUUCUAGCUGAAGCUCGUUCGUCCCAGAUAAUCAAACCCACAUCAAUACUUGUUUUUUUCGCCCGUGGACUUGAUGAUUUCGUGUUUGAGAAGCUUAAGUAUGAAUUUGGGGCAUUUGAAAUUGAAUUGGGGUUUGAUUUAGAAGAUGGGUGGAUAAACGUGACUGAUACACCAUAUCAAGAUUCGAUGUUUAUUGAGAUUAAGGUUGAUGGCACCACUAGUAGUAGAAAUGCUGUUUUGGAGUGUGCCUUUGUUGAGAAAUUUGAUGGGCUGGAGCUGCAAGAAGAGGAUACUGCAGAUGAUUCUUUUACUUCUCUUAUUUCAGGGUUUCGAUAUGAUGGUGAUCUUGUAAAUUUUGACACAACAGCACUGAUUGCCAUUGUAUCCGGCAUCAGCAAUGGUUGCAGAGAGAAACUCCUGGCUGCUCCGGAGAUUCAAUUGAGGCAGAGGUUUAAGGGAAAUUUUGAAUUUGUGGUUGGACAGGUCUUGUCUGAAAUUCAGAAUCCAAUACAUGUGGAAAUGGCUGAUAUAAUACACGGAAAGGGAGGCAUAAUAUGUGAAAGCGUUCUUUCAGAGUUCAAAGAGUUGGUCUCAUUGUGUGGAGGACCUAACGAGAAAUUAAGAGCUGAUAAAAUACUGAAAUCACUCAUGGUUGUGCCUGAUAGUCCUUCAGAACGCAUGAUGUGCCUCCCUACAACUAGAAAGCUGGCACUGAAGAACAAGGUGGUUUUUGGGACUGGUGAUCAUUGGCGUGCUCCAACAUUAACAGCAAACAUGGCAUUUGUCAGAGCAGUUUCACAGACUGGGAUGUCCCUGUUGACCAUUGAGCAUCGACCAAGGGCUUUAACAGGUGAUUAACUGCGCAUAAAUUGUGGUGUUAAUUGUAUAUUGGGAGGCUCUUUACUUCAACUGGUGGAUGAUUGAGAUCAAUCGUUUUUUCCCGGAUGCCUUGACAUCCCCUAAUUCUUAAAAAAAAAAAUGUUGCGGAGACGGGAUUUGAACCCUUACUUCAAGGUUAUGAGCCUUGCGAGCUAGCAAGCUGCUCUACCCCGCGUAUUGAAGCAAAGAACUAGAGACUGAUCUAAUGGACAGUUCAUACCAUCCAUACAUAGCAUUUUGACAUAAGAUUUUGAAUUCUUCCAUGUUUCAUCAAUAACAUAUUGUUCCAUGUUCAAAAUAUGGAAGAAACAGGUGUUUCCACAGCUAAAUUACUGUAAGGUAUCCAUAGCCAUGGAGUUUUGGAGCUGUACAUAUAUAUACUUGUGAAAAAAUCCUAACUCUUGCAGUUGAGUAGUUCCUGAAA